This is a messenger RNA of Dovyalis caffra, 474 nucleotides long. The record is from the annotation of a GenBank genome assembly. NCBI's taxonomy places the organism in Eukaryota, Viridiplantae, Streptophyta, Magnoliopsida, Malpighiales, Salicaceae.
AUGGCAAGCAAAAACACCAAUGGUUCUUCUCUAACCCAAUCCAAGAAAUUUGCCUUCAUAACCAAGACUAAAAGCAAUAGCUUUCCAAGAACCCUUAGAGAAGAAUCAUCAACUCCAAAUGCCCAUUUGAAGCAUACUUUAAGUUCUCCUUCGCUAUCCUUUACAUACACUUCAGUGAACGACUUGAUGCCUUGUGUCAAAGGCAAUAUGAGAAGUUUCAGCACUUGUCAAUCAGCUAACGAGAUAGCAAUAAGCAAUUUUCUAGUCCCGAAGGCUGCAAGGGCUUAUUCACAACCUAGGCUGACAACAAGCACUACCAGCACUACUACUUCGUCAAGAUAUUACUUCUGGGAUCACAUGUGGAACAAGUUAAAAUCUCCUAUGAAUACUUGUCUGAGAUUCAUCAACGUUAAUAUAGUUGGGAAGAUUACACAUGCUUUUGAUGUGGGACGAAGAGCAAUUUAUGUUGUCUAG